AAAUACGAAAAAUUUAACAUCGCACGUCAAAAGUAUAUGUAGAAACAUUCACAUAAUUAUGUCCACAGGAGUGGUUUGUCCAUCAUUGUAAGAGGCCUUAUGUACAAAAGACGCGUACUAUUACCUGCUGCAGAAGAAAUAUGCAACUGCCAAUUUUUUAGCUACUCCUUACAACCAUCUGGCCGUAAAACAUACGAGUAUUUUACUUGCCGAAUAUUCUUAUUCAUUUAAAUUGCGGAUUAGUAAAUAAAUUUGGUACUGUUAUGUUGAACUUGCAUUCAUGUCACAAUGAAACUGAGUGUGAGUGCGUAUCGCGCACACGCAUCAGCACACAAAAAAAUUCUUUCGAGCGGAUACCAUUCCCAACUCAAUUACGGCAGUACAGGUGCGGCAGUUUCUUCUUCUGCUGUCUUGCAAAUGAUGGACCCCAACGAAGGCGCAAUGUCAUUCGCCAAAGAUCACCGAGGGGCCGAGUGCAAUAGUGACACGGAUAUUGUGAGUCCCUCUGGUACUAGCAGCUCGGGCCAGGAGCGGACGGGCGCUAUCAGUAAAUCUCAGCCACGCGGAAGUGACGAUGAUAAUAGUACUGUAACUUAUUCCGAUAUAAAAAGUCCUGGACAAAAGAAAUCAGAUAAUGGAGAUAGGCAUUCAGACCCAGAUUCUGAUUGGAACCGAUCAAAUCAACGAUGGAUGAAGCUCAGAACAACAGUACAAAUAUCUUCAGCAAUACAGAAAAAACCGCCGUUAAAACGUGAGGACUCUUUUUUAAAACGUUUUUCAACACGGCAAAUUCCAGAAGCGCAGGAAACGGUUGAGGACACUGGAUCAGAGAGUGCAUCUGGUGGAACUGACAAAAGUGUAAAGCGUCGGCGGCGAUUUCUACACAAGCGACGGUCUGUUGUCAAUCCUGAUGAAAACUUUUAUUUCUAUUGGCUAAUGAUACUUACGGUAUCCGUUUUGUAUAAUUUAUGGGCUCUAAUUGUACGGCAAAGCUUUCCCGAACUACAGCAAGCUGUUCCUAUAUUUUGGUUCGUUUGUGAUACGCUCACGGAUGUUGUCUUCAUAUUCGAUAUCGUCGUUCAGCUACGUACAGGAUAUCUGGAACAAGGAUUGAUGGUCUAUGAUGAUAAAAAAUUGGCACUUCACUAUAUUCAUUCCACAGAUUUUGUUUUCGAUAUGAUCUCGUUAGUUCCUUUGGAUUUGAUACAACUGAAAAUUGGUUCACAACCUCUUUUACGAUUUUCACGAUUUUUUAAGGUAUAUCGAUGCGUCAAAUUCUAUUACAUUGUUGAAAGUAGAACUGUUUGGCCAAAUUUGUGGCGCGUAAUAAACUUAAUACACAUUCUUCUAAUUUUGGCGCAUUGGUUCGGUUGUUUUUAUUACCUAUUAUCGGAAGCCGAAGGAUUUCAGGGUGACUGGGUAUAUCCCUACAGACCAGGCGAUUAUGCUACAUUGACGAGGAAAUACCUUGGGAGCCUUUAUUGGUCAACGCUCACUUUAACUACAAUCGGAGAUCUACCUACACCUGAAACAAAUGCAGAACCAAAUUUUUCAGUGGACGGCCCAAGGUCUAUACCAAGACGUGGUAUAAGAUCUAGAUUACUACAAUUCGGUUCUAAUUAUGGGUACAUUUUUACAAUUGUAAGCUAUCUUAUUGGAGUAUUUAUUUUUGCAACCAUUGUGGGCCAAGUAGGAAAUGUGAUAACCAAUCGUAAUGCUAACCGUUUGGAAUUCGAGCGGCUAUUGGAUGGAGCCAAAACUUACAUGCGUCAUCAUAAGGUUCCAGGUGGAAUGAAACGACGGGUCCUUCGUUGGUACGACUACAGCUGGUCUAGAGGGCGUAUCCAGGGAGGUGGUGAUAUAAAUACAGCUUUGGGUCUAUUGCCGGAUAAGCUAAAAACAGAACUAGCGUUACACGUUAACUUGAGUGUCUUAAAGAAAGUCACUAUAUUUCAAGAGUGCCAACCAGAAUUUUUACACGAUUUGGUUUUGAAAAUGAAAGCAUACAUAUUUACACCAGGAGACUCUAUCUGUCGGAAAGGUGAAGUAGCGAGGGAAAUGUUUAUAAUAGCUGAUGGCAUACUGGAAGUACUUAGCGAGACAGGAAAAGUAUUAACCACAAUGAAAGCAGGCGAUUUUUUUGGCGAAAUAGGAAUUCUAAACUUGGAUGGCCUUAAUAAGCGCACCGCCGAUGUCCGUUCAGUUGGCUAUUCAGAACUCUUUUCACUAUCCCGGGAGGAUGUACUUGCCGCUAUGAAAGACUAUCCAGAAGCACAAGAAAUUUUACAAACUCUUGGUCGUAAACGACUAAUGGAAGUGCGGUGUGUAAAUAAGAAGUAUGCGAAAGCACAAAGUAACAAAGAUCAGUCGGACCAUCAAACUGUAUAUAGCAAUAUUAAUCGAAGUGACAGUAGCGAAAAUAGUGCCUCAAAAAAAAUUGUGUACAAAUUAAGAAACGAUGUAAAAGGAAUACGAAGCCUUCUUAAAAAUGCAAGGACGAGCAGAAGAAGUGAUGAAUCGCUAGAAAUGCAACCGCUACAUGAAAUUUCAAAUAAAGGAAAUAAAACAGCUUUGAAGAGAAUGUCACAUGUGCGGUCAGAAGAGAAGGAGGAAAUUAAAGAAAAAGUCCAUCAAGACAAAACACCGAGUCCAAUUGGUGCUGGACUGCCAUUACUUCAAAGGCUACGUUUACUCAAAGAGAAGCAAGACCGGGAGGAGAGGGCGGUCAAACCAACGAUACAACAUCAGAUAUCCCCACCUCACACACAUGUUGCUAGCGCCUUAUCGCCACAGGAAUCAAUUCAAGAAGAACCCGAGACUGAAGUUAAUGAGGUCCUUCCGCUGAUGCAAAGGCUACAGUUGUUAAAAAAUAAGCAAGAAACGAAUUGCGGCGAUAUAAAAUCCGGAAUCAAAUCUAAUGCGGCUGUGUCUCUGAAGCAGAAGAUCCAAAUGCUUAAUUUAGCCGGAGUGACAAACCCUGAUUCUUUGGAAAGUAAGCCAAAAGAAGAUAAAUCACCUACCAUUGGAGAUGUCAGCCAAACAAAUCCCCUCAGAGUACGUGAAGAACAAAAUCAGAUUAAACGCAAUCAAGGUGCAAUUAGUAAAUCGCCCAAGGCGGUAUCAGGAAAGUCAUUAAAAUUCAUAAAGCCGUCCAUGAACACCUCAUCAGAGCGCUCAGAUAGUGAUAUAUCCAUUAAGCCAUGGUCCAAAUUAAAAUCAGCUACGUUAAUAUCAACAAGCUAUAAUAAUUUAGCUAAAUUUUCCCCAGGAGAUUCUGACAUAGAAGUAAAAACAUUUUCUUCAAAUGACACAACUCAAACGCUAACCUCUGUUACAACAUCUACACGAGCAGCAGCAACAUCAGAUCUCAAUACAACACACGCAAAAGCUUUUGAUCAUUUGCGAAAACAAAAUAAACUAACAACUGCAAGUAAAAACGGCGAUGGUAAAAAAUGUUAUCACUCUGUUUUCGACUUGUCGCCCGAGUAUAGUGGAUUGCCAUUUGUAAAGCGGCUGAAAAUUUUAAACGAACGUCAGAAAUUAGCCGAACUUGAAAAAGUUGUACAAAUGCGAAGUUUUAGUUUGGAUAGUUCCAAAACCAGUAAUCAAAUCGCUAUAUCAGAACCUUUGUACCGGUGUUUCAGUGACACAUCUGGAAUGUACUCACAAUUCCUCUCAGCAUAUGAGUCCAGUUCAUCCACAUCUACAAACACACCUAUGUCAACUACCUAUAAUCAAAAGGGAGACAGUUACAUACCACCCGCUUAUUUACCUCUUAGUCCAGAACAAAAUGAAACUCCUGAACGUCGUAAAUUGAAAUGCAUUUUAACAAAAUUGCAUCGCAGUACAGAAGAAAGUAAAAGUCCUGCAACUGGUCGAAAUGAGGAUUCAACAACAAUGGACAUGUUCAGCAAUAAUUCCUUAAGGGAGCCAACAUUGGAAGGUCCGCCCAACAGCGCCCAGAAGGCGAUCCAAGAUGAAUCCUAUAGUGGCUUGCGGCCGUCUAGUGAGCAGCGUGACAAAGCUCUGCUCAAAUCUCCUUUGCCUGUACUUGCGGCUUCUAACUUCGAAAAAUAUCCCGAAAAUCGAGCCUUCAUUGAACCUUUUAUGAAAGCUGAGUUGAAACAUCGAAACGCCAUCCAAUCCAAUAAUGAUCUGAUGCAACAUUCUUCAAUUUCUUCAAACAGUAAUCAACGUACAACAAAACGGAUGAAAACAACAAUUGCAGAGUCUUUGAGAACAGAAGAUAUUCUAAAUAUGGAAGAGAAUUUCAGUAGAGUUUGGAGUGAAAUUAAUAAUGUUAUUAAGGAGCACAUUACUGAAAUGCAUUUAAAAUUCGAAUUACAGUUUUCGGUAAUGGCGCGAGAAGUACGAAAACGCGAUGAAAUUAUCGCGAAUUUGCAGACAAAAAUUAGAAAUAUUGAACUGAAAUCAUCCUCGCCUCGGAAAAAAACAGAAUUUAUGAAUCAAGAUAAACUAAAUACUUUAUGGGAUGAUGCGGAUCCGAAGUCAGAUGACCACGGUAGUUCGAGUUCAUCAGCAGAACUUUUGUUUAUGCGAGGUGACUCAUCGGAUACAGUUUUUUUGUCAUCUCCACCGCAAAUUCAACGAUAUGGCUCUUCGCCUAUUUUUAAUAAGUUCUAUAAGAAUUCAUCUGGAUACAUUUCAACCCGCAGUUUGAAUAAAAACAAAUCGGCGGAAAAUAUUGCAAUUGAGAAGCAACAAAAAGGAAAUUACAUAGUAACUGUUUCAGAUGUAACUGGAAAUUUAAAAAGGCCAGACAAUGUUGUCCUAGACAUUGGUGAUAGUUCGAGCUCUAGUUCAUCCUCAACCAAACUGAAUGUUAAAUAUGAAGAUUCGGAGCAAAAAAAUGUCGAAAGUGUGUUUGAAAACGUUCAUCAUAACGAUUGGGAAUUGAAAAUGCUUGCUGUGGAAAUGGCCAAACAAGAAAGGAAGCGGGCAAAUUCCACAGAUUUUAAAUAUAGCAAUUCUACUUUACGUCGGCGUCGAAAAUUUAGUGAUACUGAGACCGAUAUUAGUGAAGCAGAUGCGGAUGCUGAAGCUUUAACCUUAUCCAGACCUAGAGCUUCAAGUUUAGAUCAAUUUAAUUUAAGAUACGGUGUUGGAAAAGGCGUUUUUAAAGCAAUAAGUAUUGAUCGUGAUAAAAACAAGCUUUGAGGUUUGCCAAUAUACUAUCUAGGAAUAAAUGUAUUGAUAAAAUCAGGUAACAAGUUUCCAUGGGCUUGAGAAAAGUUAGCGAAUAACAAAGAUGUCUGCAGUGCAGGACCGAGGUAAUGAUACAAAAGUAAUCUGAAUCCUGUUAGCAAUGCUAAUAAUCUGAUGGAAAAAUGUUAUCGUCAAAAGAUGUUUCCAAAUAAAAAGAGAAUACGUAGUAGAGAAGCGUUACGCUUUUAUCUCGGAACCCGUGAAAGCUACGUGGUUGGUUGGUUAUAGUGCUUCCCAUUAGACAACGCUCAAGUCAAUUAAAUCACAGAGGCACCAUUUUAUGGCACUGUUCGUGGAUAGUAAUACAUAUGUUAUUGGUGCUAA
This is a messenger RNA of Anastrepha obliqua, 5550 nucleotides long. RefSeq lists its product as uncharacterized. The transcript is spliced from 19 exons. The coding region runs from base 289 to 5178 and encodes 1629 amino acids. Gene Ontology annotation, molecular function: monoatomic ion channel activity; protein-containing complex binding. The record is from RefSeq and is a predicted model, not a curated record. Gene Ontology annotation, biological process: transmembrane transport; monoatomic ion transport. Lineage: Eukaryota; Metazoa; Arthropoda; Insecta; Diptera; Tephritidae. Gene Ontology annotation, cellular component: membrane.